This is a messenger RNA of Fimicolochytrium jonesii, 1944 nucleotides long. RefSeq lists its product as uncharacterized. Gene Ontology annotation, molecular function: protein binding. The record is from RefSeq and is a predicted model, not a curated record. NCBI's taxonomy places the organism in Eukaryota, Fungi, Chytridiomycota, Chytridiomycetes, Spizellomycetales, Powellomycetaceae. The transcript has 9 exons. Bases 82 to 1944 code for a protein of 620 amino acids.
GGACAACGCGUCCGCGGCAUUGCGCGCAGGUGUGAGCGGAACGGAGAACGACCAACUCCGCCCACGGUGCACCACCCAACCAUGACCGUCGACCAAGAAGACCUCUCGGAAACCGGCGAAUACACCGGCACCUUCACAACCGACUUCCACGAUGCCUGCCGCCGCCACAACUGCACCCCGCUCAAACUCCUCAAAAUCACGAACCCACUACCCCCGCUGCCGGUUCCCGUAACCCCGCGGCCCCGGUCCGCGGCCGUCGCUAGCGAGGCUACCCAUAAUGCCGACACCGGGAAUGAUCCUACAGUGUCUAGUGAAGUGGUGGACGAGGCAAACGAUACGCCGGGGGAGAGGGACUCUACAACGCAACCACAGCAGCAGCAACAGCUGAAAGAAGAUGACGUGAGAAGGAGAGAGAUGAACUAUAUCUCGCGGUACCAAUACACGCCGACGAUUUUGAUGGAGACGGGUGAGGGUGAGGAGGAGGAGGAGCUGCAGAGGGUGGAGAUUAGGGGGUGGAAGGUUAGAGUGGAGAUUGUGGAGGUGUUGGCAAGUGUUGUGCCUGCGAGUGGGACGAUAAGCCAGUUGGUGCUCUGGAACUGCGGCCUCACCGCCCAGCACAUCCCCCCUCUCAGCACCCCCUCGCUGCUCACGACCCUACGGAGCCUCACCCUCGACCAAAACCCACUUAUUCCCGACGUUCAUUUCGCCGACCUCAUUUCGGAGGACUCGCAGAUACGGUACCUCUCCCUGCGAUCCAACAAUAUUGGGGACCCGGGCGCGAAGGCGAUGGCGGAGAUGCUGAAGGGGAAUCGCGCGCUUGUGUCGUUGAAUUUGUGGGAUAAUCGGGUUGGCGCGGAGGGGGCGGAGGCGUUGGCGGAGGCGUUAAAAGUCAAUCAGGUGCUGGCUUCCCUAUCGCUUGGAUCCAAUCGUGUUGGUGAUGAUGGGGCUGUGGCGAUUGCCAAGGCACUCUCAAACAUUCUCCUACCACACGACGAAAUCGCACUACGCCGUAAAGCCAUGGAACUCGACAAACAGCGCAAGGAACAGGAAGAGGAUCCGAUAGUCAAGAAACAAAAAGGAGGACGCGCGUUGAACAGCGGCGGAGCGAACGGCGCGACGGGGCGGAAUAGUUCUGCGAAGAUGGGGAAUAGAAUAACGAGCUCCGAAAACAUCAUCAACAACCCCCCGAAAAAGGACGCCGCAGCCCCCGACACCAAAUCCAAGACAAAAGGCAAAGCUACCACCACAACCACGAAAGCCCCCUCCGACGCCACCGCAACCCCACCCGCCGCCGCCCCAGCCAAGGCCGCCACAACUGCCACCACAACAGUAACAACCAAGAAAGGCCCCGUAGCCGCCGUAACGGCGUCGGAACCUGCCCCGCCGGCUUCCGCCUCGGGACCGAAGAAGGGCGCGGCGGCUGCGACGACGACGGUGCCGUCUGCGUCUGUGCCGCCGCCUGUGGAGGAGAAAACGCCGGCGAAGGGCGCGAAGGGCGGGAAAAGUGCUGUGGCGGCGAAGGCGGGAAAGAAGGGCAAAACCGAAGAAGUCAAAGAAGAACUAGAGGAGGUCAUUCAGGACCCCCCCGCGCCCCUGGACCCCAUGUUCGAGCACGCCGGCAACUGGUACGUCUCCGGCAACCGCACCCUCAACAUCCUCAACCUGUACGCCAACCACAUCUCAUCCGACGGCCUCAAAGCACUAUCCGACGCUGUGGCGGAUCAGGAAGCGACGAGCGAGCAUGGCGAGGGGGGUGGGAUUUUUAGGAUCAAUUUGGCGGCGAACGCGUUUGAUAUGGCUUCGCCGACUUACGUUCAGCUUAUGGCCCUGCUAGCAGCGCGGAACCCGUACGCUGCGCAGGAGGAUGGGGAGGGUGGAACGCUGGGGGAAGGGGGUGGAGAUGGGGAGGCGAUGGAGGUGGAGGCGGAGGAUGGGGGGGUGUGA